Colletotrichum destructivum is the source of this 1872-nucleotide messenger RNA. RefSeq names its product Putative rmlC-like cupin domain superfamily, rmlC-like jelly roll protein. The transcript has a single exon. The coding region runs from base 573 to 1718 and encodes 381 amino acids. The record is from RefSeq and is a predicted model, not a curated record. Lineage: Eukaryota; Fungi; Ascomycota; Sordariomycetes; Glomerellales; Glomerellaceae.
CGCCAACCCACUAUCGCCCACCGUUAUAGUGUCUGGUAUCAUUCGGGCUCCCUCUCGGCGCUUUUCAUUUGCUUGUUACGCGGUUGCCGUCUUUAGCUGGUUCAUGUUAGGCAUGCGAGAUGCCAGCGAUCCUUGCCGUUCGUUUCUUUGCAUGGGAUGAACAGCGGGCCGAUGGAUGUGAUGGAGACGAUCUGGGCCGAAAAAGAAGCCGCUUUCACGUUUUUCUUUCGGAAAACUGCUUUAGUCAGCGGAAACAACCGGUAUUUCGACUCAAUCUGGAAGUCCGUUGUGCUCGAUUGGCCCAGAAACAAGCAACAUCUGCUGCCCGAGGUGGCAUCAGGUGAAAAUCCCGCGAUGGGGUCCGGUAAGGGGGCAACGGCUCGGACACCGAGCGAGGAUCUAUAUGUCCGGCCGUAAUGCUAGGUGGUUUUCUGAUGUAAAUGCUAUAAAGUUGUGAAGAUCUUCCCCAUGGAUGCAGGAUACAGUCUGUUGUCUCUUCACCUUGCCCGCAUCCCCCCCAGGACCACUCUCUGACCUACGUCCAAAUCCAACCUCAAGUCCACCAAGUUACCAUGAGAUUUUCAACUCUCGCGGCUGGCCUCCCGCUCGUAGCAGCGGCUCCCCAGGGCCACUCCUUCAAGCAGACCAACACCACCGGCAAGACUCUCAUCCUCGAUCAAGCACCCGAUGUCUCGCAGCCCUACGUCCUUCGUAAGGGUUCUGGCCGUGCUGUCGCCGUCGGGGCGCAGGUCUACCGCUUUUCCGUUACCGGCAACUCCUCGGCCGGCGCCUUUACUCUCAUGCAGACCAACGCCCCGGACUCGCCCGAGCUCGGCGUGCUCCCGCACACCCACAAGACGCACUACGAGAACUUUUAUUGCACCAAGGGCCAGAUCCAGCUCUGGGCCAAGACCAACGACACCGACGAGCAGGCCCGCGUUCUCACCCCGGGUGACUACGGUGCCGUACCCCACGACACGGUCCACACGUUCCAGAUCACCGACCCGGACACCCAGCUCACCGGCGUAAUUCAGCCAGGCGGUUUCGAGCAGCUGUUCAUUGCCAUUGCGAACUCCGAGUUCAACUCCUCGACGGGCGCCGAGUUCGUCCCCGCCGCCGUCAACGGGUCCUCCGGUUCCAACCCGGAGCUGAUCUCCGCCCUGGAAGCGUUUGACGUCUAUGCGCAGCUUGACUUCAACCCGCGCCGAGACCUCGUCAACGGCAGCGCCGGGGGUGACGAAGACGCCUGGCACACAGCCGCCAACGCCUUGGCUCCCGACGCCGUGACGCCCAACUUCAUCGCCAAGAACCGCGGGCCAAAGUACCUCAACGUCGACGGAGGCGUCUACCAUCUUGUCACUCCCUUCGCUACGGCCGACCAAACGGCGAGCAACUUCACAAUGGGGACCAUCACCCUGAGCCCCCUGCUGUCGAACCAGACAGCCAAUGAGGCGAACCUGACCCAGCCACUGGCUUUCCAGCUUGAGGAGGGUGCCCUGAACAUCGCCGUUGACGGAUACGAUGCCGUGACGCUGAUCCAGGGCGACGUUGUAUUCAUCCCCGCCUACACGCCCUUCACCUACAACGCCUUGGCUGCUUUCACAAAGUUCCUGUACGUGAGCGGUGGGGGUGAUGGCUUCGAUUACCAGCUCCUCCAGAGGGCUGUGCCUUGGGAGUAUGCGACGUACCCCGUCAACGCCGGUUUCACUGUACAGUAAGUCUGCCGCGGUAGCCGUAGGGGGGGUUCUGUAUGUAGCACCUUUCGUGUUAUACAUAGACCGGCCCCCCUGCAAAUUGCUUCUAUUUCUACUUCAGUUGUUCUCCUGCUCGAUACCCCCGGGAUGAGCAGCCCACAAGCCGCAUGAGGCCGAU